This is a messenger RNA of Naegleria fowleri, 849 nucleotides long. RefSeq lists its product as uncharacterized. Gene Ontology annotation, molecular function: thymidine kinase activity; ATP binding. Gene Ontology annotation, biological process: thymidine metabolic process. Lineage: Eukaryota; Heterolobosea; Eutetramitea; Acrasida; Naegleriidae. The record is from RefSeq and is a predicted model, not a curated record. The coding region runs from base 1 to 849 and encodes 282 amino acids. The transcript has 3 exons.
AUGUCCGAAGUUGCAAUCAUGUCUUCGUCAUCCCAAAAGAUUCUUGCUCCUUCCACUCCGAAGAGAUCGGCUUCUUCAUGUUCUUCAUCACCAUGUACACCAACAGCAUCAACAAAAGAAGAACAACCUAUUCCUUGUUUCAAUACCCCAAACACUCCGAAUGUACUUUCCUCAAAAUUUGGUUUUCCUCUCUUAUAUACAGGUCAUAUUCAAUUAAUCUUUGGAAAUAUGUUUGCAGGAAAAACUUCUGAACUACUUCGAAGAAUGCGUCGUUAUCAAAUUGCCCUUAAAGAAUGUGUACUCAUUAAGUACAUCAAUGAUGUAAGAUAUAGUAAGGAGAGUGUUUCGACACAUGACCAAGUGCAACAACGUGCCAUUCCAACCGAUCGUUUGGAAAAGAUUGCUCAUCUUGUGCAGAAAUAUGAUGUCAUUGGAAUUGAUGAAGGUCAAUUCUUUCCUGAUUUAGUUGACUUUUGUGAAGCAGCUGCAAAUGGAGGUAAAAUUGUGAUUGUGAGCGCCUUGGAUGGAACUUUCCAAAGAAAACCUUUUGGUGACGUCUUGCGUUUGAUUCCAAUGGCUGAAAGUGUUGUGAAAUUGAAGGCUGUUUGCAUGGUUUGCUGCAAAGAUGCUGCUUUUACUAAACGUAUCACCGAUGAACAACAAACGGAAGUGAUUGGUGGUGCUGACAAGUAUAUUGCUGUAUGUCGAGAAUGCUUCAUGACAAGAAAUACACCAUAUGCGAAAAAGAAUAAGAGUGUCUUUAAUGAAAGCAUGAUCGAAGAGGAACAAGAAGAUACCAUGCCUUUUUUCUCCUCAAAAACAUUAACUUGCCAAGUGAAUGCUAAUUGA